Cotesia glomerata is the source of this 2589-nucleotide messenger RNA. It is a transcript of the gene coro, whose product is annotated as coronin-6. NCBI's taxonomy places the organism in Eukaryota, Metazoa, Arthropoda, Insecta, Hymenoptera, Braconidae. The transcript has 6 exons. Bases 540 to 2027 code for a protein of 495 amino acids. Gene Ontology annotation, molecular function: actin filament binding. The record is from RefSeq and is a predicted model, not a curated record. Gene Ontology annotation, biological process: actin filament organization.
AUAAGUUAGUCUGAUUUGUUUUAAUAAUUGAAGAUGAUAAUUAUAAGAUUAAGAUUAAUAAUAAGCGAUUGUUGAGGGAUGAGCUUUUAAGUAGGGGUGAACAUUGCCAAAUAAGGUGUUUGAUGAGGGUUUCCGGUUUUUCGUUAGCAUUUGCGCCACCACUCGGUGUCUGUUUAAAUUAUUCACCACGAGUGUGUAAAGAGCAGUUUUAAGUUAAGAGGAUGAGGGAACGAAUGAGCUUUUAUUUGUAAGUCGGCAAAUACGUUUACAUAUGUAUUAUUAUAUAUAUCUAUAUCUCUAUAUAUACAUAUAUUUACAUAUGUGUACGUAGUACGUUUAAAAUUAUAAAUCGCCCGUGGGUUGCGAACUUAUAGUUGCCAAAAAUACGAUAUGCGUGAAACACGUUAAAUUUUAGUUUUAAAAAAUUUUUUUUGUGUACUUAGAUUUAUUUUCAAUGUAAUGGGAUUUUUUUGAGUGAUUUUUAGUGAAGAAAUUUUCUGGAUUUUUACUUCAAUAUAUUUUUAAAGUAAAUAAUAGACAUGUCGUUUCGCGUGGUACGUAGCAGCAAAUUCCGCCACGUUUACGGAACAUCUUUGAAAAGGGAGCAAUGUUACGACAAUAUCAGAGUGUCUAAAUCCUCCUGGGACUCUACCUUUUGUGCUGUUAACCCCAAAUUUUUGGCUAUCAUUGUUGAAUCUGCUGGAGGUGGUGCUUUUAUUGUUUUGCCACAUAAUAAGGUGGGCAGGAUAUCCGCAGAUCAUCCACUGGUCGGCGGCCACAAAGGUCCUGUUUUAGAUAUCGCCUGGUGCCCACACAAUGACAAUGUUAUCGCCUCUGGUUCAGAGGACUGCGUGGUGAAAGUUUGGCAGAUUCCAGACAGUGGGAUUUCGCGUACGCUCACGGAGCCGGUCGUCGACUUGCAGCUCCAUCAGCGACGAGUUGGCCUGGUAUUAUGGCACCCGACCGCGCUCAAUGUCCUCCUGACCGCAGGCUCCGACAAUCUCGUGAUAAUUUGGAAUGUCGGUACCGGAGAAGCUGUUGUCAAAAUAAACUGCCAUCCUGAUGUCGUCUACUCGGCCUGCUGGAACUGGGACGGCUCGAGGCUGGUCACUACGUGUAAAGACAAAAAAAUACGGAUUGUCGAUCCCAGGUCGGGUGAAAUCCUGGAGGAAGCUAUUGCUCAUGAAGGAAGCAAAGCUACUAGAGCGAUAUUUUUAAGAGGUGGUUUAAUAUUCACGACAGGAUUCAGCAAAAUGUCUGAGCGUCAGUAUUCGUUGCGAGCACCAGAUAUGCUAGGAGAACCAAUAGUUAUGGUUGAAUUGGACACCAGCAAUGGAGUAAUGUUCCCUCUGUAUGACCCAGACACCAGUCUUGUCUACUUAUGCGGCAAGGGCGACUCUGUUAUCCGGUACUUUGAAAUCACUCCAGAACCGCCAUUCGUUCAUUAUAUCAAUACCUUCCAAACACCCGAUCCACAACGUGGUAUCGGAAUGAUGCCAAAACGCGGCUGUGACGUUAAUAGUUGUGAAAUUAGUCGAUUUUAUCGUUUAAACAAUUCGGGAUUCUGCCAAGUUAUUUCGAUGACCGUACCAAGAAAGUCUGAAUUAUUUCAAGAAGAUUUAUAUCCUGAUACACCUGGUGAUACUGCAGCAAUUUCUGCUGAAGAAUGGGCUGCUGGUACCGACGCGGAACCUAUUUUAAUUUCUCUUAGAGACGGUUAUCAACCUACAGCGUCUAAGAGCGAAUUAAAAUGUACUAAAAAAGCUAAUGUACUUGGUAAAAGCACUAAAGUUGGAGCUAAUGCACAAAAUUCAUCGCAGAAUAAUGCUAACUUUGAGGAUAUAAUAAAAGAAUUCUCUGAAGAGAUAAGAAAACUUAAAGCCGUUAUCGUGAAGCACGAAGGAAGAAUUCGCGUACUCGAGUCAGCAGUUGCAUUGCAAAUGAAAGAAGAUGAAAGAGAAAGAAACGACAAUAAAACAUCAUCGUCUCCGGCAGAGAAAGAAUUUUUAGCUUCCGACGAAGUAUGAUCAUAAGGAAUAUUUUUUAUAAAAAUUUACUGGAAAAACUAAAAAAAAAAAAAAUAUUGACGAGAAAGAAAUAUGUUUCAUAGCGAACAGUGGUUCUUUUAACUUAACUGAAUAACAAUAAAUAAAUAAAUUAAUUAAUUAAUUAAAGAGUAAAAUGUUAAUGACAAAUAACGAAAUAAGAUCGUAUUAUAUUUAAUGAAGUAAAAGUUAAAGAAAAGUUUAAAAGUAAUUGAAGAAAUGAUAAAAUCGUGGACGAAUAAUUCGUGUAAAUAUUAGAUAGUUAGCCGAGUUGCCUUAUAAUUAAUAUUCCGAUCAUUUUUUUGCUACGAUCUUUGUUAUUUAUUGUAUUGUAUUUACAUCGUUAAAUCAUCGUGCCUAUUUACCUGUUUUUACUGACGACUUUAUUUGAAUCUUUGUAUUUUUAACAAUUAUUAUUAUUUUAAUUAUUAUACAUAUGUAUAGUUGAGCUCAACGACAAAGUAUCUCGUUACCUGCUAAUAAUAUCAUUAUUAACAUGACAAUGUUAUAUAUUUAUAUAUAUAUAUAACGUUAUUUUUUGAAA